Messenger RNA from Solenopsis invicta (red fire ant), 2939 nucleotides. RefSeq names its product fatty-acid amide hydrolase 2-A. The transcript is spliced from 11 exons. Lineage: Eukaryota; Metazoa; Arthropoda; Insecta; Hymenoptera; Formicidae. Bases 804 to 2372 code for a protein of 522 amino acids. The record is from RefSeq and is a predicted model, not a curated record.
GUUCUGAAUUUGUGUGCUACUUUUCAUUUCAUACAAAAUUUCUCUUGUCCAAAUAUUACGGUAUCUCCAUUGUUGAGUCGACGAAAGCACAUGUUACGUUCGUAGAAAGCAAAGUCCGCUUCUGUAAUAUUUAAGCUUUCGAGAUGCCACUUGUUUAAAACAAUAUGAAUUAGUAUUAAAAUAUUUAUACGUUUUUCUUUAUAUUUUUAGGCACCAUAAUGAUUAACCUUUUGCGAGACACGUUGAUAAAGUUUAAUCACAUAGAGUCCAUGAAAAGCUGAAAUAAAAAUUUCCAGAUUCAGUAAGUGCAAUAUUUUUUUUCUCUUAUUAUUUAUAGAGGCACAGUGCUAGCGUUGCGUUUUUUGAAAAAAAUUUGUAUUUGUAAUUAUACCUGCUUAGGAAACUCCACAUGUCUCGCGAAAAAUCAAAUUUAUUGAUUUCAGAAAAAAAUUAUGAUAUAAAUAUUCGCAUAUUAAAUGCAGUCUUUAAAAAAGUAACGCACAAAUGUGAUUACAGUCGCAGAAACUUACAGACGAACAAUAACGAGAAAAAUCAUAAAUAAUAAAUGUCUAUAACAGUUAUAUUCAAAUUUGUAGGAAACACGUCCCCGAAAAUCGGACGAAAACGUCAUCGGUAGUGGUUUCGACUUCGUUCGCCCCACUUAUCACUUCUUCAUGCCGGUUGCUUCCUCUCUGAGGUAUCAGUGCGAAUCAGUCAUGAAUCGUAGACUGUGACGGACUGUGUACAGUUGAAUAUCACUUGCUCUUUGUAUAACAAGAUUGAUUUUCUUGAAGGCUCGAGCGAUGUUGGUAGAGAUAAUAAUAAAGUACGCCUUGUUUCUUCUCCGCUGUUUACUCGGCCCGUUUUACAAGCUGCAAAGUUUGAAGAAGAGACGACGAUGCCCGCCAAUCGUGGAUCGAAUCUUGCUGCUGUCAGCGACGGAAAUCGCGCAGAAAAUCCGCAAAAAAGAAAUCAGUUCCGAGGAAGUGAUUACCGCGUAUGUGAAGCGAUGCAAGGAGGUGAAUCCGUUGAUUAACGCUAUCGUAGAAGAUCGUUUUGAUGUGGCAAUUCAAGAGGCACGUGAAAUUGAUAAUUUUUUGCAAUCGACAAUUAUAGACGAGGAGAAAAUCGCGAGCGAGAAACCGCUGCUCGGACUCCCUGUCACGAUUAAGGAAAGCAUAGCAGUUCAAGGAAUGAGUUAUACUGUGGGAGUGAAAGACGAUCCCUCGAAAGCGACAAAAGAUGCCGACGUUGUGGCGAGGAUCCGCAAAGCCGGUGGAAUUCCUCUUCUUGUCAGUAAUACUCCAGAAUUGUGCAUGUGGUGGCACACAUUUAACAAAGUGACCGGCACCACCAGGAAUCCUUACGACACACGAAAGUCCCCCGGUGGUUCCUCCGGUGGUGAGGCUGCUCUUGUCGGCUCUGGUGCUUCGAUUCUCAGCUUGGUUUCAGACAUCGGUGGAUCGGCCAGGCUUCCAGCACUGUUUUGCGGCGUUUUUGGCCAUAAACCCACACCAACUUGGAUAUCGGUAGAAGGUCAUAAACCUGGUUCAAGUGAUAAAAAUUGGCCUUUAUUUUUUGCGAUUGGUUCAAUGGUUCGAUAUGCCACAGACCUGCCUCUCUUAUUAUCGGUGAUGUCACAAUCGGAUGAAGCCAAGAUUACUUUUAACAGAAAGGUAUGUCUAAAGGACAUGAGAUUUUUCUACAUGGAUAAUUAUGGCCCGAUGCCACCUUCUAUGACAGCGGAUGUAAAAAAUUCAAUUUAUAAACUGGUGCAAUACUUGGAGACAAUAGGUAUCAAAGUGCAACAUGUAAAUUUGGAAAGCAUGAAAUGGUCUUUUCGAUUAAGCUGUAUUAUGCUUUUGAGGAUCAAAGGGGUAUAUUCAAUGUUUAACCGCUCAGAUAAUCCUAAGAAAUCGAAAAAGGUGCUCACAGAAACGUUGAAAUAUCUUUUCUGCAUGUCCCCACACUCUUUUCCAGCUAUUUUUUAUGGGAUAACAAAAACCAUUGCCGAUAGUUUUCCGGAAUCCACUUAUAAGAAAAUGAUGGCGUUAAGGACGCGAUUGAAAAAGCAAUUUGAGGAACUACUGGGCAAUGACGGCGUUUUAAUUUGUCCAUCUUUUAGCUCGUCAGCGAUUUAUCCUCAGGAAAGUGUGUAUAACAUAAACAAUUGUCCAUACAUGAUGAUCUUCAAUGUCCUGGGAUUUCCAGUCACGCAGUGUCCACUUGGUUUUGACAAAAAUCAAAUGCCAAUUGGACUUCAGAUCGCUGCAAAUCCAGGUUGUGACCAUUUGACGAUUGCUGUAGCACAAGAAAUUGAAAGAACAUUCGGCGGCUGGCGAGCACCACAGGACAAAAAAAUUCAUCUGUGACAUGGCAUAAUUUACAAUACAGUGCAUCGUCGAUCUUGCCUCUUCAAUUGAAAUUGUAAUCUAGCAGAAAUUUUUCGAAAAUCAAUUUUUCAAAUUAUUUGUUAAUUUUAUCAAAUGAUAUAUGACAGAACUUUUGAAGAACUUUAAUAGAAGCUGUUACCUCUUCAUUUUAUUACCAAUAAUGUAAUGUUGGCAUGAACUCAAGUAGAACACAUUAUUUUACUUCUGCAGAAGUUGUAAUUAAGAAACAUUUAUUAUCAUAAUAUUAUCAGUCGAGAUAAUAAUAUCAUAAUUUUAUAUGCACUUGUAAGUGACAAAGAUACUUGCUUAAGUCGUGAUUAUGUUAUAACUUUACGUUUUAUAUAUGGAGUGAUACAAAAUGUAGUUAAACACAGUAUUUUAUGAUUGUGUCGACUUGUAUCAUGGAAAACACUAGAUCAUACACACUCGUAUUACAAUAUCACCUGCAUACAUCGCUAAAAAGCAUACAAUGUAUAUUUUUAUACUAAAAUGUACUAGUUUAGUAAACAAUAAAUAAAUAUAUUUCUCACAAUUAAAGGUAAAAAA